Molecule: messenger RNA, 702 nt
Organism: Aspergillus aculeatinus CBS 121060
Lineage: Eukaryota; Fungi; Ascomycota; Eurotiomycetes; Eurotiales; Aspergillaceae
Exons: 3
Coding region: 88-459 (123 amino acids)
Source: RefSeq, a predicted model, not a curated record
ACUUGCGAGCACAACAUCAAUCCCAUCAACCUCAAUCAAUACCUCUAUCUUCUUUUCAUAACUACAAACACAACACCAUAAACCAUCAUGUCUACCUCCGGAUCCGGUCAGUCCAGCGUCGGCAGCCGCGCCAUCUACGAGGCCGGUGACCAGCGCAACGUCCCCCAGGCCGAGUUGAACGAGCGUGCCCGCUACGCCGAGGGCCAGACCCACAGCCACAAGAACCUUGACUCCAAGGACCAACGCUCCAUCGCCAACAAGCUCGCCUCCCAAGAAAACAAGCCCGAGAGCGACCACCACCACAACUUCACCAAGGACCCCGAGGCCGAGCUCAGCAAGCAGGACCCCACGAAGCCUGCCAAGCUCCACGGCAACAAGCCCUCCAAGGGCGCCCAGAUCGACGCCGAACUCCAGGCCGAGGACGAGCAGAGACUCAAGGAGAAGGGUAUCAAGCACUAGAUUCUGAAAAUAAUGCCUGAAGCUGGACUUUAUGUAUAAUAUUCUUGUUGGAAUUCGGUGUUAUCUCAUCGGUUAAAGAUACGUGAUGACGAUUUUUUUGGAAUGAUGAUUGAUUUGGAUGCGCAAUGUUUAGUUCUCUGGGUUUUGUAGUGUCUGGUGUAGAGUGGUUUUGAGGUUCUGGUUCGGCUUUAAGAGUUGUGCGUGGGGGGUGGGGAGCCCUUUGUACAUGUUGGCACUAUUCUG